CCCGGUAUCAUCAUGCAUACUCUCUCCGCCACAUUCGAUCAAAUUGCCGAGUAUCCCCGUGAGGAAGCGCGAUGACGAGCACAGAGGUGACGAUAGCGAGGACGAAGGGAUUGUCAUAUAGGUCUUCCAAUGAGCUAUCAGGCACAGUGAAAGCUUCUCGAGCUUCUAUUCAAGUUUCAUGAUACCCAUUGGUAGAGUGAAUGGAGCACCUUGUUCCUGCGACCCGGUACUUCGGAUAUCGAUUUAACGGGAUACGCGCAGCGUGAAUAAUAAGAGGGACGAGCGAGCAUUCUCUCCCAUCUCGACUUGGAUCACCCGAUUCUCAAAUUCAUCCCUGGACAUCAUGGCGAACUCCGAGAUCAAGAUGUUGGGUGUCACACCGCCUAUCAGCGUUGAACCGCCAAAACCUGUAGAUAUCCAAUCAAGCGAUGCUCUAAUGGCAGACUUGGUAGCACUCAAUCAGUUCGAAUCAGAGCAAGAGAGAAAGGUCCGGGAAAGACUCCUCAGCAACAUUGCUCAGCUCGUCGCCAAAUUCGUACAUGAUGUCUCGAUCAAAGCGGGUCUGUCAGAGAAAGUUGCUUCCGAGGCAGGAGGGAGGAUAUACACUUCGGGAUCGUACAGACUCGGUGUACAUGGUCCAGGAUCCGAUAUCGAUACGAUUUGCGUCUGUCCUCGGCAUGUUUACAAGGAACACUUUUUCGGAGAGUUCAAGCAGAUGCUCAGGGACUGGCCAGCUGUAACCGAGAUCAGUGCCGUCGAGUCAGCUUUCGUACCCGUGAUGAAGACUGUCAUUUCUGGCGUCGAGGUCGAUUUACUGUUCGCCCGGGUCAAUUUGCCAGAGGCUGGAGAUAAGCUAGAUAUAGAGAAGGAUGAGAUUCUGAGAGGAGUCGAUGAUGCUUCACAGCGAAGUCUGAACGGUCCCCGAGUCACCGACAUGAUCUUAAACCUCGUUCCUGAUGUCGCAACGUUCAGGACGGCUUUACGGACCAUCAGAUUAUGGGCAAAACGGAGAGGAAUCUACGGAAACGUCCUUGGAUUCCCUGGAGGUGUAGCGUGGGCACUUCUGACCGCUCGAAUAUGCCAACUUUAUCCCACCGCCUCACCAGCCGUCAUCGUCGGCAAAUUCUUCCCGAUCUUUUACCAGUGGAACUGGCCACAACCGGUGAUACUGAAAAAGAUUGAAUCUGGUCCUUCGAACAUGCAACACUCAGUCUGGAAUCCUAAACUUGACCGCCGAGAUAUGGCUCAUCGUAUGCCAGUCAUCACUCCCGCCUAUCCUUCCAUGUGCUCCACGCAUAACAUAACCGCCUCCACUAUGUCCAUCAUCAAGAAUGAGAUGCUGCGAGCGAUGCAGAUUACUGACAAGAUUCUAGCGGAUCCCGGAUCCUCCUGGGUCGAGUUGUUCGAGCGAGUCGACUUUUUCAGCAUGUACAAAACGUACGUCCAGGUCGUCGCGUCCGCUUCAUCUUCAGAGCGUAUAAAAGACUGGGGCGGGACCGUUGAAUCUCGUAUUCGGACGCUGGUCGGAGAUCUCGAGGUCACCGACAACAUUCUCACCGCCCAUCCAUCAGUCGCAUCCAUAACAAACUCCUUUAUUUGUCUUUCGGAAGAGGAGCAAGCCGCCGCCUCGCAGGGCGAAUUGAGCGUGGAAGCUAUGAAGAGAACAGAGGAGGAUGUCAAGGGUCAGGAAUUCAAGCGGAUAUGGACGAAGAGUUUCUUUAUCGGUUUGGAGAUUGAGAAGAAGUCGAAGGAUGGUGGAGGUCGUGUCCUCAACCUGUUUUACCCUAGCAAACGGUUCUGUGGCGCCUGUCAACAAUGGGACAAGUAUGACGAACAGGAGAUGAGUGUAAUCCUUAGACCGGCCAGGCGGUCCGACCUUCCGUUCUAUUGUUUCCCCGAUGGUCAGCCGAAACCGAAGAAGAAAGUCAAGCGGGCUCAGAACGGCAGCUCGACGGAAGAAGUUGUGGAGGAUGGUUUGGACGAUCAAGGUCCAAGCAAACGCGUCAAGGCCGAGCCUACCGAAAUGUUGUCAUCCAGUCUCCCCUCCACCACAUCUUCCGCCACGACCGCGACUCGUACGGACCCGACACCGAUACCUAUCGGCGCGGAUCAGACACCAGCCACCAAUGGAUCUCAUACUGAAGGGGCUGACGGCGCCAAUCCCCAAGAUAUCCCUCCGCCUCCCAGUAUACAAGGCAUGCCACCUCUAUCAGCGACUGCCAUGUCGAGUUUCGCCAGCGCCGCCAAGGGAGUCACAACGGCUGAAAAGGCUGAAGAAGUGGGCAAUCAAGAAGGCUUGUUGGUUCUCAAUCAGACUGCUGCAGCCUAGAUGUCCGGGCGUGUGUAUCUGUAUCCAUUUCAAUUCCACUGUAAGAUGUAAAGACUAUAGUCGUGGCUCUGACUCCACGUCGGGCUGAACGCUCCCCCCAUGAUUCAUGCAUUUCGCAUCUCCCCGCCGGUGCGGUU
Molecule: messenger RNA, 2466 nt
Organism: Kockovaella imperatae
Lineage: Eukaryota; Fungi; Basidiomycota; Tremellomycetes; Tremellales; Cuniculitremaceae
Product: putative polynucleotide adenylyltransferase
Exons: 16
Coding region: 344-2329 (661 amino acids)
Cellular component (GO): nucleus
Molecular function (GO): RNA binding; poly(A) RNA polymerase activity
Source: RefSeq, a predicted model, not a curated record